Bactrocera dorsalis (oriental fruit fly) is the source of this 3997-nucleotide messenger RNA. It is a transcript of the gene Psa, whose product is annotated as puromycin-sensitive aminopeptidase. The transcript is spliced from 7 exons. Gene Ontology annotation, biological process: peptide catabolic process; proteolysis. NCBI's taxonomy places the organism in Eukaryota, Metazoa, Arthropoda, Insecta, Diptera, Tephritidae. Gene Ontology annotation, cellular component: cytoplasm. Bases 82 to 3282 code for a protein of 1066 amino acids. Gene Ontology annotation, molecular function: zinc ion binding; peptide binding; metalloaminopeptidase activity. The record is from RefSeq and is a predicted model, not a curated record.
UAAAAGUUCUUUAUUCAUUUUUCCUGUCGUUAAAUCAUUUCUCUCAUUCAUUACUACUAUAUAGAAUUGCAGUAAAGUGAAAUGUAUACUAAUGCUUUAAAAGCUGGUUGCCGGACAGCAAUGCACGCUUGGAAAUUCAAGAACGCUGUCAGUUGCAAUAGUCCCGUUAACUUGACUCGAUUCGUCAGAAAAAUACACGGCAUAAAAUUAAGAUUUGUGCGGCAGAGAAUACCGGAAUACCAGUCAAGAUUAAAAUUUUCACAAGAAUUUUCGAAUCCAUUGCGUGCUCGUUUGUAUUCGGAUUAUCAUUGUUGUCGCAAAUUAACUGCAAUUGAUGUUGCUCUAAUUGUUUCGAAACAGUCCGCCAGCCAAUUGCCUAGCUUUGUGUACCCAAAAAUAAAUUGUGCUUCAGUAUUAUCAUUUGAAAGUUCUUUAUGUACAGAAAAUUGUCAUUUGUGUGAGCAUCUGGAUACUGCAAUUUCUUCAAAGCAAUACGUAAAACAGCAAAAACAAUUUUAUCGCGAUUAUUCAAGUGCAUCUUUGGGAGCACCGCUUAAAUAUACGGAAGCCCCGCUAUUAGGUGACUUGUGCCAAAAGUACGGCUUUGUUAUUUCCCGCACUUCCGCCGACGUUGGAUUUAAUAGUGUUGCUGGCCAUAGAUUCGAAAUCCGCCGAAACAUGUCCACAUCACCUCAAAAGGAAUUUAAGCGCCUUCCAACUGACGUUGUGCCAACGCACUAUGUUUUAGAGUUACAGCCGAACUUAGAGGCUUUCACUUUCGAGGGCAAUACUAGCGUGCACUUAAAGAUAUGUGACGCAACCAAAAGUAUUACCCUGAAUGCUUUGGACAUCACAAUAAAUAAAGUUGACUUGGAAUUAAAUGGCGAAAUAUUGCAACCAAGUAAUAUUACUUAUUCCACUGAUAAUGAAACUGCCACAUUAAUCUUCGAUAAGGAACUCCCAGCUGCAUCUUGUGGUGUUUUGAAAAUGUCCUUCGCAGGAGAACUCAACGAUAAGAUGAAAGGUUUCUAUCGAAGCAAGUAUUUUACGCCCGGUGGUGAGGAACGAUAUGCUGGAGUAACUCAAUUCGAAGCCACUGAUGCUAGACGUUGUUUCCCUUGCUGGGACGAACCAGCUAUCAAAGCAACGUUCGAUAUAACAUUAAUCGUGCCACAAGAUAGAGUCGCACUUUCGAAUAUGCCUGAGAUUCAAGAAGAAAAACUUGAAAAUAAUUUACGUCGCAUACGCUUCGAUAGGACUCCAAUAAUGUCUACAUAUUUGGUGGCUGUUGUAGUUGGUGAAUAUGAUUAUGUCGAAGGUAAAUCCGAAGAUGGUGUAAUAGUGCGAGUCUUCACACCCAUUGGCAAGAAAGAGCAAGGUCUUUUUGCACUUGAAGUGGCUACUAAAGUUUUGCCUUACUAUAAGAGCUAUUUCAACAUUGCAUAUCCUUUACCAAAAAUGGAUUUAAUAGCGAUAUCCGAUUUUUCGGCGGGUGCCAUGGAGAACUGGGGACUUGUGACAUAUCGUGAAACUUUUGUAUUGGUUGAUCCGAAAAAUACUUCUCUUAUGCGCAAACAAUCUAUUGCCUUAACUGUGGGACAUGAGAUUGCCCAUCAGUGGUUUGGCAAUUUGGUUACCAUGGAGUGGUGGACACAUUUGUGGUUAAAUGAAGGCUAUGCUUCAUUUGUUGAAUUUCUAUGUGUCAACCAUUUGUUCCCCGAAUAUGACAUUUGGACCCAAUUUGUCACAGAUAUGUAUACUCGCGCAUUAGAAUUGGAUUCGUUGAAGAAUUCACAUCCAAUAGAAGUGCCAGUGGGGCAUCCAUGUGAGAUUGACGAAAUUUUUGAUGAAAUUAGUUACAACAAAGGCGCUUCUGUCAUUCGUAUGCUUCACGACUAUAUUGGGGAGAAGGACUUUCGAAAGGGCAUGAACAUUUACCUAACACGUCAUCAAUAUAAGAAUACCUUCACUGAAGAUUUAUGGGCUGCUUUGCAGGAAGCCAGUUCAAAACCAGUCGCUAAAGUUAUGUCUACUUGGAUCAAAUUGAAAGGGUUCCCAGUAGUAAGUGUAGAGUCUGUGCAAAAUAGUGACAAUCAAAGGCUUCUAAAAUUGACUCAAAAUAAGUUUACUGCUGAUGGUUCAGCACCGGAUGGUGAUUAUACUUGGGUGAUCCCGGUAACCGUUUCAACAUCACGUGAUCCGAAUAAGAUUGCGAAAACUUUCUUGUUAGAUCAAAAGUCAAUGGAAGUUGUAUUGGACGAUGUAACUGCAGAUGACUGGGUAAAAAUCAAUCCUGGCACAGUCGGUUUCUAUCGUACAAGAUACUCCAAAGAAAUGCUCGAGAAAUUAUUACCCGCUGUGCGAAAAAUGGAGUUGCCGCCACUUGACCGUUUGGGAUUGAUUGAUGACAUGUUUGCGAUGGUGCAAGCAGGUCAAGCAAGCACAGCUGAGGUGCUGAAGCUUAUCGAUUCCUAUCGUAACGAAACUAAUUAUACUGUAUGGACUGCUAUUACCAAUUCAUUGGCGAACUUGCACAUACUGAUUUCUCAUACAGACUUAAUGGAAGAUUUUAACCGCUAUGGGGAAAAGUUGUAUCGGCCAGUGGCUGAUCGCUUAGGCUGGGAUGUGCGAGAAGGCGAGAACCAUUUAGACACUUUAUUACGAAGUCUGGUUUUGUCACGUUUGGUGUCCUUCCGAUGCAAGGACAUCAUUGCCGAAGCACAAAAACGGUUUAAUAAUCACGCCGAUGGAACGAAUCCUAUACCAGCUGACUUGCGUUCCACAUGCUACAAAGCAGUUUUGCAGGAUGGUGAUGAAAAAAUAUUCAAUGAGAUGCUGCAACUCUACCGUUCCACAGAUUUGCAUGAAGAACAAGAUCGUAUUUCAAGAGCGUUGGGUUGUAUUGGCGAUGUAAAUAUUUUACGUAAAGUUAUAGAUUUCGCCAUGUCGGGAGAAGUACGUGCACAGGACUCAGUUUUUGUUAUUGUUGCUGUAGCGGUGAAUCCCAAAGGACGUGUAUUGGCUUGGGAAUUCUUCAAGGACAAUAAUCAGAAGUUAUUGCAACAGUAUCAGGGUAGUUUCCUCUUGACACGCCUUAUCAAGUAUCUUAUUGAGAAUUUCGCUUCGGAGGAACGAGCUACUGAAGUGGAAACUUACUUUAAGAAAAAUCAGUUUCCUGGUACAGAACGUACUGUAUCUCAAGCUGUGGAGACUAUUCGCCUUAACGCUAACUGGUUGAAGCGUGAUUUAGAUUCCCUGACUACUUAUCUGAAAAAUCAGUAAAAUUGCUCCGUACAUUUAUAUACCUUGUUAACACAGAAUGAAAUAAACAGAAAUGUGGAAGGGAAAACAGAGUCACAGCUGAAAUAAAAGCAUCAUAAAGCCAAAGCUCAUCAUAAUAUAGCACUUCAUACGGUAGGGCAAAUAAUCGGUUAACAUUUUGGUUGGCGAAGCUGUUUAUCAUACGAAAUUUACAAUAAUAUAGUAAAACAAAAUGGGAAGUAUGCAUAGAAACUUUUUCUAGAUAAACACAUACUGGCAGAUUUUUUUCUAGAUUUUUUUCAACUAAAUAUAAUUGUUUGCGAAGAACAUGGGUAAUAUUAUCGAGCAUUUACUUAUAUACGAAGGUAUUUUUUUUUAAUAUUCAACAGCUUAACACAAGCUGAAGAAUGAUUGCAAAUUUGAUUAUUCAUCUAAUCAUAUUGAAAACCACCGUUAGUACGCACUGUGUAUUAAUUUUUCCACUAUCCUUUGAUACCUAGUAUAUAUUGAUUUGCCAUUGAAUGUAGCGCUUAUAAUUUUAAGUAAUUUGAUUUUGUUAUCCAGUGCACGACUAUAUAAGCUUAGAUCAACAUGUUCAAAUAAAAUAUAAUUUCAUUAAUAAAGCUAUUGCAAAGCAAAAAAUUGGAUGGAUUUGCAUUUUUAGAUAUAAAUACUGUAAUAUUGAUACCUGUAUUUUUAAAUUACAUAACAUAAUUAAUAAAAUGAUUAAAACGAA